GAGAUUUCUCUGGCGGUGUUAUCGAAAUAAAGGGAUGUAACAACAACACGCACUUAGUCAACGCAUGGUUAUGAAAGGGAGUUUUUUAGAAUUGUCAUGUCAUAUAAAAUAUUUUUGGUUUAUGAAUCAGGAUUUUUUAGGUCUGAGGCUUUAUUGUGCAUUGAAGUUCACAUUAACAUUUACACGACGUUUAUAUGAAUGAGUAUCAAAUACAGCUUAGAUAUAAAAUACUCUGGAGGAAGUAAAAGUAUAUUUUCAUGUGUUUUUUGCAGUCUUUUGCGUUCUUUUCCAUAGAUUUUAAAACGAAUAGUCAAUAUUUUCAUGUAUAAACAACCCUGGGAUUUUUUAUAACAUGUUAGGUCACGUUAAUUUGUUCUUAUGAACAUUUGCUCUCUCAAUGACGUGUAUAUAAGCCCGUUUUGGCUGACCAUUUUUCAUUCUUUCUAGCUUUCUAAAGAUGUUAUCCUGUGAAGAACUAGCAAUAAUGAGAAAUUUACCCGCUCUUGUGUCAGAUUUGGAUAGUAUGGAUAUUAUUGAUCACCUUACUGCUACUACUCCUCCAUUAAUCACUCCUACUGAUUAUGAAUCAAUUAUAUCGACUUCCCAAAGAGAAGGCAGAAGAGCAGGAAUAAGAUGUUUAAUUGCUUGUUUACUACGUCGAUCGGAAAUCCAAAAAGUAUUCAGAUCUUUUCUGAAUAUAUUAAAAGAAGAUUACGGCCACUUGUUUGAUUUGCUAGACAAAACAUACGAGAGCUUAAAAAAUAAAAAUAACGAUGAAUCUGAUUUUGGUGCACUAAGCAAAAUUUCCUUUUGUUCUAGUAUCGUUUUGGAGACAGAAAAUCCACUAACCGUAACUACCCCUUGUCAAUCGGUCUCCAAAGACGUUGAUCAUUCGAAGAUGUUUUUAAAAGGGCUUGGAGUUUCUGAAAAUGAUAUCAUAUUCAACAUUAUUUCAACUAUAUGCUCACAUCCAAUUGCUGUUAUGAAUUGGGAAAAUCUUUUAAAUGAAUUGAUAGGAUGUAAUACUAUUAAUCCUAUUGGUAUUUUUAUGAACAGUAAUAAUUCACACUUAAAAAACAGUGAUUCAAGCAUGAAAGAUUUUGAAGAUUUUCUAUGGUGUGCAUCGAAUUGUCGUCGUGGCCUCUUUCACUUUUUCUCAAUCAAUAUAAUUCGAAAUUUAGAAAAUCGUGGUUCUCCUCUCAAACGAUCAUAUCCAGCGAAUUUUGAUACUGUUAAGUUUAAUGCUCAAUUAAUUCGUAAAUUAGUCACAGAAAAAUUAAUUCCAACUUUACAACAUUUUAAUCUCUGGAAUUUAGCCAAUCGCAUUCAAACACAGAUUGAAUACAAUGAUGCAAAUAAUUGUGACUCUGUGAAAAACUCUAUUUUGGAUAGAUGUAGCCUUCUGUAUAUGAAUAGUUUUCCUUUAAAAUUACUCGAUUCUACCUGUCAUAAUAAUAUUAACAACGAUAGUAAUUUACUGUUUGAUCUAAAUCAACCUAUUUCAUCAUAUGACCUAUUGAAAUCUUGUCCUCAAUUUAAUUAUGCAAAAUCUUUACUUUUCUCAUGUAUUGAACCAAUAUUUCAUCAUUCUCUUAUACUUUUGGAUUGGCCAUUUCUACUUCAUGAAUUAAAUGUUUGUUCUAAUUGUAUUUUAUAUUUACUCAGUUGUCAUUCUUCUUCACAAUGUUUAUUAUCUACCAAAAAUAGUAGUAGUAGUAAUAGUAGUAUUUUAUUAACUGAAUCAAACAAUCGUAAUUCUUUUUGUCAAAAUAUUCAAGAUGAGAAAAUUAAAAAUGUUGCGUUGGUUAUUCUUUUCUGUACAAUACUUCAAAAUACAUUGUAUCAAAAAAUGAUUAUAGAUCAAGAUAGUCAAAAUCUAAGUCAACUUGUACAGUCUCUGAGUGAAAGUGUUCAAAAGUCAUGUGUAGCAUCUAUAAUUCAUACGAAAUUAUUACCAGCUCUACAAUGUCUUGAUUUGAAUGCAUUACAUAGUGAAAUAGAACAAUUGGCUUUUCAAAUGCUUCAUUAAGAUUUUUCUUGUAAAUUCUAUCUAUGUAUAACAUUGUGUAAGUUAAAGUGUUCUUGAAUUCUGAUCUAUGUCCGUCAUCCCUCUUGAAAAAGCAUAGGUCGCCCAACAGGAUUCUCCACUGAACUCUGUCCUGGGCAAACCUUUCCAAUUGUUUCUGAUCGCUAUUCAUUCUCUUGAUGUCUGCUUCCAAUCGCGACCCUUGAUUUUCCUUUUUCUCUUCAGGAUUCCAAGUUAGUCCUUGCCUUGUGGUUCCGUCUGAUGAUUUCUACAAUGUAUAUCCUAUCCACUUUCAUCACAUUUUCUUAAUUUCCUCUUCAGCUUGUGAAUCCUGAUUACUUUAAGAAAAAUCAUCUCAGUCUCUUUUUCUAUUUAUCUUUUUUAUGAUACCAAACAAGAUUAUGUUUUUUUGCACAAAACCCUAAGCAUUAAAGGUCAUUUAUAAAUAGUUAUCCUUGUUUAUACACCUCCUAUUGUUUUAGAGUUGAUCAUUAUUGUUAAGUUUUGCUUUUUUACUGGAUUUAGCUCUCAGUGACUGAACUAUUUUUAUUUUUGUGACCGUAAAAUAAAAAAUGUUCUGAA
Messenger RNA from Schistosoma curassoni, 2608 nucleotides. The record is from the annotation of a GenBank genome assembly. NCBI's taxonomy places the organism in Eukaryota, Metazoa, Platyhelminthes, Trematoda, Strigeidida, Schistosomatidae.